Micromonas pusilla CCMP1545 is the source of this 662-nucleotide messenger RNA. It is a transcript of the gene PETF3, whose product is annotated as ferredoxin, chloroplast precursor. Gene Ontology annotation, molecular function: 2 iron, 2 sulfur cluster binding; electron transfer activity. Bases 48 to 455 code for a protein of 135 amino acids. NCBI's taxonomy places the organism in Eukaryota, Viridiplantae, Chlorophyta, Mamiellophyceae, Mamiellales, Mamiellaceae. Gene Ontology annotation, biological process: electron transport chain. The transcript is spliced from 4 exons. The record is from RefSeq and is a predicted model, not a curated record.
CGCGCACGGACUCGUCCACACCGCACACCUUCACACACCACAUAAAAAUGGCCGCCAUCGCUUCCUCCUCCAUCACCGCCAAGCGCGCCGCGUUCACCGGCCGCGUCAGCCUCCGCGCGAAGUCUUCCGCGCCGGUCGCGAUGAAGCCCCGCGGCAUGACCGUGAUGGCGUUCAAGGUCACCCUCGAGACCCCGGAGGGCGCGCAGGAGAUCGAGUGCGCGGACGACACCUACGUCCUCGACGCCGCCGAGGAGGCCGGCAUCGACCUCCCGUACUCUUGCCGCGCGGGCGCCUGCUCUUCCUGCGCGGGCAAGGUCACGGCUGGCACGAUCGACCAGUCCGACCAGUCCUUCCUCGACGACGAUCAGAUGGGCAACGGCUUCGUCCUCACCUGCGUCGCGUACCCGACCUCCGACUGCACCAUCAAGACCCACAUGGAGGAGGAGCUCUACUAAGCGGCUCGUUCGCGGAGCCGCGCGCGAGGAACGCGCGCGAGUCAAGGAUGGGGUGCUGCGCGAGUCGACGCGUCCGUCGUCGUCGCCGUUCCGAGGAUGGAGACGAGCGGCGGGGUCGCGGCGGCUCGAAGCGAUCGCUAAUUUUUUUCAUCGGUCAACGCGGUGUUAUGUAAUAAUUCACGGCUGACCAGCGAUGCACAAACGAAA